CACUGACCCCCCCCCCCAAAGUUCUCGAAUCCUGCUUGAUAGUUGCACUGAGCCGCGUAUAUGAAGCGUCUCUUUCUCGCCCUCUCAAUUUUGGUGGCCUCAAUUUCACUCAUCAUCUACAACUCUGUGACCCUCAAGUCGUUACUCAACCAGUACUCGCCCAGUGACACCAGCAGUCUUUUGUUUUCGAAUAUCCUCUCAGCAAAUCGAGAAAAAGCCACAGAAGAUCUUCCAGAACACAUGAACGGUGUCAAGUCCGCCAUGUCCAAGACUCUGCACCACGCCAAGAUCACUCCACACAGGAGUACCACGAGGGGCCACAGCGACCAUGGCUGGCUCAACACGUAUCACAGCUUCAGCUUCGCGGACUGGUAUGAUCCUCGCUUCUCGCACUUCGGCUCACUCAGAGUCCUCAACGAAGACCGCGUGAAGGCACAGAAUGGCUUUCCCACUCACCCCCACCGGGACUUUGAGAUAUUCAGCUACAUCCUGUCCGGAGAACUUACUCACCGUGACUCGAUGCUGCAGAGAGGUGCCGAGGGCGGUCAGUCGGAUAAGUUCUACCGUAUGCACCGUGGCGACGUGCAGUUCACCACAGGCGGAACUGGAAUUGCACAUUCGGAGCAGAAUGAGCACAGGUCCGAGACGGUGCACUUCCUUCAGAUUUGGGCGAUUCCUUGGAAGCGCGGCCUCACUCCACGCUACCAUACCAAGCAUUUCUCCGACGAGGACAAGCGGCAGGGUUUCGUCCAUGUGCUCAGCCCAUUGAAGGCGGGCGAGGAUGCAACCAAGGCCGAGGAAGAGGAGGCCAAACCCGCUAUCGAGGGGACUAUUCCAAUCCACUCUGACUUUGUGAUGGGCGCGGGCAUUAUCACACCCGAGAAGAAAUUUGAGUGGAAGGUCGGCGCAAACGUCACACAGGCAACCAAGCGCAAGGUGUAUGUCCAUCUGCCAAUGACAAAGGGUGGGAAGGCCAAGAUCAGGCUGGACGGUCGGGAUGAUGCGGUUUUAGAGGAGGGCGACGGAGCUUUCGUUGACUCUAUAAAUGCGGGCGACAAGCUUGUGGUCGAGAGCGUCGGAAGUGCUGAAGCGGAGGUCGUGCUGUUGGACACAGCCUAAGACUGUAUUUACAUCACCGAGGAACCGUUAUGAGAGUGGCUUGAGAUACUACGAAGGCACCCUGGGGCAGGUACAAAAUUGACAGUUUCAAUUUGGAAA
This is a messenger RNA of Diaporthe batatas, 1218 nucleotides long. RefSeq lists its product as uncharacterized. The record is from RefSeq and is a predicted model, not a curated record. Lineage: Eukaryota; Fungi; Ascomycota; Sordariomycetes; Diaporthales; Diaporthaceae. Bases 61 to 1119 code for a protein of 352 amino acids. The transcript has 2 exons.